Camponotus floridanus (Florida carpenter ant) is the source of this 2001-nucleotide messenger RNA. Its product is annotated as esterase E4. The coding region runs from base 157 to 1791 and encodes 544 amino acids. The transcript has 8 exons. Gene Ontology annotation, molecular function: hydrolase activity. The record is from RefSeq and is a predicted model, not a curated record. NCBI's taxonomy places the organism in Eukaryota, Metazoa, Arthropoda, Insecta, Hymenoptera, Formicidae.
AAUUUGAUAAAUGUAAAAAAAUAGUGAAUUUAUUUUAAUCUAAUUUCCACUCUAAACGAGAAUCGACAUCUACAUUGAUACAUAUAGUCAUACAAUAUAAGCCAGCAGACCGAUUUAUCAACGUCCUUUUCUCGUCAUCUUCCUAUCGUAUCCAACAUGGAGAGAGUGGAAGUUUGUGUACGUGAUGGCAAAUUGAUUGGUAUUGUCGAGGAAGGUAUUUAUGGUGAUCGCUAUGUUGCCUUCCGUGGAAUACCGUAUGCGAAACCUCCGGUUGGUGAACUUAGAUUUAAGGAUCCUGUACCACCAGAACCAUGGUCCGGUAGCAGAGAUGCUUCAAAAUACGGAAAUAUUGCUAUUCAGAUAGAUAUUAUCAAAUCAAAAAUUACAGGCGACGAAGACUGUCUUUAUUUAAAUGUGUUUACCACAAAUAUUAAGUCUUCGGAAAAACGUCCUGUGAUGGUAUGGAUACAUGGCGGUGGCUUUUAUGUCGGAUCUGGUGAUUCGACUUUUUAUGGUCCUGAUUACAUUGUGGAAAAGGAUGUAGUGUUGGUUACUCUAAAUUACAGACUAGGCGUUCUAGGUUUUUUGAAUUUAUAUGAUGAAGUAGCAACGGGGAAUCAAGGUCUGAAGGAUGUGAUAUUGGCAUUACAAUGGGUCCAGAAAAAUAUAUCAGAGUUUGGUGGAGAUUCAGAAAAUGUCACCAUUUUUGGUCAAAGUGCCGGUGGAGUUAUUGUACAUUAUUUGACUUUAUCUCCAUUAAGCGAAGGUUUGUUUCAUAAAGCGAUAUCGCAAAGUGGCACUGUUUUGUGUCCAUGGGCCUUUACCGAACCGAAAUCUUGUUCAACGAAUAAAGGCUUCUUGCUUGCCAAGAAACUCGGAAAAGUGACCGAAGAUCCGAAGGUUGUUUAUGAGUUUUUCAAAACGAUCGACGCGAAAAAACUCAUAGAAGCUGAACGAAAGUUUCUCAGAACAGAAAAAGAGCGUCUACAAUCUCUAUUGUCUUUUACACCUAGUCUAGAUCAUGAAUCAUCAAAUCCAGUUUUCCCGGAAGAUCUAACAACGCUUAUUCAUCGUGGCGUUAAAGUUCCAUAUCUUCUGGGUUUUACAAAUUGUGAAGGAUUAUUUUUUUUACGCAAUAAUUACGAAUGCAUAAAUAAGAAGGCUCUCAGUCAAAUAGAUUCUGACUUUGAAUUGGCAAUAUAUCCCACAGUUUUACCUAAACUGCCAAUCACAUUAUGUCAAUUACGAUCCUUAUAUUUUGGUGACAAAAAUAUUUCAGAGGAAACAUUGGCUAAUUACAUUAAUUUACUCACCGAUAUGUUUAUUUUGCGUGGUAUUAUGCAAGUAGUAGACAUUCAGAUGAAUAAUGAUAAUUGUGGAAAGACAUAUCUGUAUCAAUUCUCAUACGAAAGCGAAACCUCACUCAUGAAAAAAAUUUUCAAUAUUGACUUUCCAGGUGUGUCUCAUGGCGAAGAAUUGAGUUACCUAUUUUAUCCUGAUAUAAUAAAAGUAUUAGGUUUAUCAGUACCUGCGUCUGAUUCGGAGGAUUAUAAGAUGAUAAAUCGUUUAACGCAGAUGUGGACAGAUUUCGCUAAAACAGGGAAUCCAACACCCGCGAUUACUUUUUUGAUUCCAAAUAAGUGGACACCGUUAAAGCAUGCUGAAAAUGUGUACGAUUAUUUAGACAUUGAUAUUGAACCUCGGAUGAAAACUCUUCGUAAAGGGAAGCAGCGCUGGGACUGGGAGAACAUGAAAAACAUAAGCUAUGAUCAUUCUUUUUACAAAAUUUAAUCAGCAAUAAAAAAUUGAUUUUUUAGUAUACACAUACAUAUACAUUCUACGAUAAUAAAUAAAUUUUUUCUCCAUCUUUUUUUGGAGUCAAUUGCUUAUAAAAAUAAUCAAAAAUAAUAUUAUUAAUUCAGAGUGCUUUAGAAGUUAGAAAAUGUGGAUAGCUUUGUUUUGUAAGUCUGUUUUUAUUGUCAGGACAUUAGUCCAAUAAAU